AUGCCCGCAGAACGCGAGGAUGAGAUCUGUCGCAAGGCGCUGGAGCUGCUGUCGGACCUGUGCUCCAGGGGGGAGGUGCAGGACGACCACUGCCUGGACUUCACCUACUACUUCCGGGACCUGGCCAGACCCAGAUACACGGACUCAGAUGUGUCGGUGAGUCUGUUGUCUCUGCUCGUCACCACCUGUGGUCUGGCGCUCUUCAGCGUCUCCCUCUUCGUGUCAUGGAAGCUGUUCUGGGGGCCGCUGAGUGGCCGUUUCCUCCCAGAUAUCCUCAAGGGGGCGCACUUCCUGGGAGGAGACCAGCAGCCCGUGGACGGGGAGGAGAGGGAGUACAGCGAGGAAUGCUGUAUGAAGGAGUCCUCGGGGAUUCCCUCGGCCGUGGCGGUCCCGGGGUCGGGCCUGAAGAUCAGCCAUACAUCGCCCGACAUCCCGCUGGAGACCCAGACCAAGGUGGAGAGGAACCAGGUCCACACUCUGGCGAGGGACAGGGUCCAGAGACAGAUAACUGAGCCUACCUCGUCUGUACGGCACAACUCCAUCCGCCGGCAGAUGAACUUGUCCAACCCGGACUUCAACCCUGCUCAGUUCCAGCGCCAGGAGUCUCUGUCUGGUUUGGGCCGAAUCAAACCAGAACUCUACAAGCAGCGUUCGGUGGAUGCUGAAGACGGGCGUCACUCCGGCGCCUGCGGGCUGAUCCAUUUCAUCCUGAAGUUCGACUUCGACCUGGAGCAGCUGAUCGUGAAGAUCCACAAGGCACAGGACCUUCCUGCCAAGGACUUCUCAGGGACCUCCGAUCCUUACGUCAAGAUCUACCUGCUGCCUGACCGCAAAACCAAGCACCAGACCAAGGUGCACCGCAAGACUCUCAACCCGGUGUUCGACGAGGUCUUUCUCUUUCCCGUGGCGUACACGGAGCUGCCGAGCCGGAAGCUGCAUUUCAGCGUUUACGACUUUGACAGGUUCUCACGCCACGAUUUGAUUGGCCAAGUGGUGUUGGACAACUUCCUGGAGCUUGCCGACUUUCCCCGGGAGACUAAACUGUGCCGAGACAUACAAUACGUAACCUCGGACAACGUGGACCUGGGAGAGCUGAUGUUCUCGUUGUGUUAUCUCCCCACUGCCGGCCGGCUCACCAUCACCAUGAUCAAAGCCAGAAAUCUCAAAGCCAUGGACAUCACCGGGGCCUCAGAUCCGUACGUGAAGGUGUCUCUGAUGUGUGAAGGCCGGCGGCUGAAGAAGAGGAAGACGUCCACCAAGAGGAACACCCUGAACCCGGUGUACAACGAAGCCAUCGUGUUCGACGUUCCUCCGGAGAACAUCGACCAGAUCAGCCUGCUCAUCGCCGUCAUGGACUAUGAUCGCGUCGGACACAACGAGGUGAUCGGAGUUUGCCGAGUGGGCAACGACGCUGAGAGUCUGGGACGAGACCACUGGAGCGAGAUGCUGACGUACCCGAGGAAACCCAUCGCUCACUGGCACCAUCUCAUAGAGGUACGCCCCCCUACAGUGGCCGGGAGCGGAAGCCAAGGAGGAUCCACCACUUCACUGAAGACGCCACCGUCACCAUGA
This is a messenger RNA of Limanda limanda (common dab), 1572 nucleotides long. RefSeq names its product synaptotagmin IXb (gene syt9b). NCBI's taxonomy places the organism in Eukaryota, Metazoa, Chordata, Actinopteri, Pleuronectiformes, Pleuronectidae. The transcript has 8 exons. Gene Ontology annotation, biological process: regulation of calcium ion-dependent exocytosis; calcium-ion regulated exocytosis; regulation of dopamine secretion. Gene Ontology annotation, cellular component: dense core granule; membrane. Bases 1 to 1572 code for a protein of 523 amino acids. Gene Ontology annotation, molecular function: phosphatidylserine binding; calcium-dependent phospholipid binding; SNARE binding. The record is from RefSeq and is a predicted model, not a curated record.